Dermacentor silvarum is the source of this 989-nucleotide messenger RNA. RefSeq lists its product as uncharacterized. The record is from RefSeq and is a predicted model, not a curated record. The transcript has 7 exons. Lineage: Eukaryota; Metazoa; Arthropoda; Arachnida; Ixodida; Ixodidae. Bases 37 to 930 code for a protein of 297 amino acids.
ACGAAGGUCUGCCGAGGAGAGGAACUGGUCGAUCGGAUGGAGCGCUUCUACCGAGAAGUGAGCGCCGAGCUCUGCGGGGACUCGCAACAUCGGUUGCUCAAGAGUUUCGAGGUGGUCGGUGACUGCAGCCCGUUGGACGUAAUCAGGCAGUGCGCGACACAACCGCUUGACGUGUUCUUCAGAAACGGGAGCACAGCCACUGCUUGCAGCGCCUUAAAGGGAGAACUGGUGCGGUGCCUCUCGGAGCCUGCCAGUGUGUGCGGCCGUCCAGUAGAGCGGGCCGGGCUUGCCACUCGCUCAAUCGCCGCCUUCCUGCGUUGGUACGGGUGCCGGGACGCAGCCGAGGCGCAGCCCACAACGAGUCCUAGGCCGGUGGAUCCGUUCCUGGAGGAGUGUCCCUUCCAACUACACGAAAUGUGCAUGGCGCAGAGCAUGGACGUGGCGAGGGCCCUGCUCCUAUUUUACGGGCAGCCCCACCGGAAACUGAGCAAAUUCUACGAAGAGCUGUGCGGGGCAGAGCCAGCUCCGUGCCAGCCCCAGGACGGCCUGGACAAGUGCACACGCAAGCAGAGGGACACGAUGCACCGCUUCCACCUGGCCAUGGUGGCUGCGCAGCAAACCCUGUGCACCGCACCACCGGCGCUGCUGGCCAACCUGACGGCGACGAGCUCAUGCUGGGACGAGAAGAUGUUCCGCGAAUGCACCCUGGGCGACGCCAGCAAGCCUCUGGGUCGACACCUGCUGGGAGUCGCCAGGACGGACGAGCAGUGCAGACUUCUACGCUCCAGCUGGUCCGGAUGCCUGGAACGAAGCUACUCCCGCCUGCGCCGAUGCGAGGAGACGCCCGAUGUGCAGGGUGCGCGUGGCCUACUCUUGGACUUCCUCGACAGGUUACAGCCGUGCGCCGACGGCGCGAAAGCGCGGAAAUAAAUGUUCCCUCGAUUGUCCGCUGAACAACUCUCGUCUUGUGGAUCUGCUCACUGUUGGGA